Molecule: messenger RNA, 267 nt
Organism: Protopolystoma xenopodis
Lineage: Eukaryota; Metazoa; Platyhelminthes; Monogenea; Polystomatidea; Polystomatidae
Source: the annotation of a GenBank genome assembly
AUGGUGAACUCAGUCGAAGGCACUAGGCCACGCCAGACCAGGACGAACCGAGCCAAAGUGAACCGAGCUCAGCUUAAACUAGCGAUUUCAGAUGCUGCCGCAUGCCUGCCCUUUUGUCCGCCUCCUUUGCCUGAAUCAUCACGCUUGUGCAUCGGUCAGCCGGGCCCUCACGCGCUCAAAUCAUCGCUGAGGCCACAAGUUGGCUGUACCGGUGAGUUUGAAUCACUGUCUCAUGCGCUAAUUUCUGAUCUCUCGCUUAGCCCUUAA